AUGACCGUCGGCCGGAUCGUCAUGGAAUUUUUUUCCGACACCACACCGCGAACCGCCAAGAACUUCCGCGCACUCUGCACCGGCGAAAAAGGCGUCGGAAGCUCCGGCAAACCGUUACACUUCAAAGGCUCCAUGUUCCACCGUGUGAUCCCUAACUUCAUGUGUCAGGGCGGCGAUUUCUCCAGAGGCAACGGUACAGACGGUGAUGCGAUCUAUGGCAACAAGUUUGCUGAUGAGAAUUUCGUUAAGAAGCAUACCGGUCCUGGAAUUCUGCCGAUGGCGAACGCCGGUCCGAACACGAACGGAUCUCAGUUUUUUAUAUGUACUGCAAGGAUUGUAGCAAAGUCAAAGCAUCUGAACCAAAGACAAAGUUCUUCCCAAGCUACAGAACUCAUAGAGAGUACAAGUCAAAACAGGGAAGCUGGUGAGAGGCACUCAAAGAAGCCGAAAAAUGCAUAUUGUCUAGAAGAGAUCUAUAAACGGAAGCAGGAGGAAGAAGAAAAGGCAAGAAGGAAGAAAGAGGAAAUAAUUAAAGCUUAA
Messenger RNA from Helianthus annuus (common sunflower), 540 nucleotides. RefSeq names its product peptidyl-prolyl cis-trans isomerase-like. The transcript has a single exon. The record is from RefSeq and is a predicted model, not a curated record. Bases 1 to 540 code for a protein of 179 amino acids. Gene Ontology annotation, biological process: protein folding; protein peptidyl-prolyl isomerization. Lineage: Eukaryota; Viridiplantae; Streptophyta; Magnoliopsida; Asterales; Asteraceae. Gene Ontology annotation, molecular function: peptidyl-prolyl cis-trans isomerase activity.